AUGAGCUGUGUUUAUUCUGUCAGUGAUCAGAACCUGACUCCUCUGUCUGCUCUCACUACUGUAGUUUAUUCUGUCAGUGAUCAGAACCUGACUCCUCUGUCUGCUCUCACUACUGUAGUUUAUUCUGUCAGUGAUCAGAACCUGACUCCUCUGUCUGCUCUCACUACUGUAGUUUAUUCUGUCAGUGAUCAGAACCUGACUCCUCUGUCUGCUCUCACUACUGUAGUUUAUUCUGUCAGUGAUCAGAACCUGACUCCUCUGUCUGCUCUCACUACUGUAGUUUAUUCUGUCAGUGAUCAGAACCUGACUCCUCUGUCUGCUCUCACUACUGUAGUUUAUUCUGUCAGUGAUCAGAACCUGACUCCUCUGUCUGCUCUCACUACUGUAGUUUAUUCUGUCAGUGAUCAGAACCUGACUCCUCUGUCUGCUCUCACUACUGUAGUUUAUUCUGUCAGUGAUCAGAACCUGACUCCUCUGUCUGCUCUCACUACUGUAGUUUAUUCUGUCAGUGAUCAGAACCUGACUCCUCUGUCUGCUCUCACUACUGUAGUUUAUUCUGUCAGUGAUCAGAACCUGACUCCUCUGUCUGCUCUCACUACUGUAGUUUAUUCUGUCAGUGAUCAGAACCUGACUCCUCUGUCUGCUCUCACUACAGUAGUUUAUUCUGUCAGUGAUCAGAACCUGACUCCUCUGUCUGCUCUCACUACUGUAGUUUAUUCUGUCAGUGAUCAGAACCUGACUCCUCUGUCUGCUCUCACUACUGUAGUUUAUUCUGUCAGUGAUCAGAACCUGACUCCUCUGUCUGCUCUCACUACUGUAGUUUAUUCUGUCAGUGAUCAGAACCUGACUCCUCUGUCUGCUCUCACUACUGUAGUUUAUUCUGUCAGUGAUCAGAACCUGACUCCUCUGUCUGCUCUCACUACUGUAGUUUAUUCUGUCAGUGAUCAGAACCUGACUCCUCUGUCUGCUCUCACUACUGUAGCAUGUCAGCUAACUAUCUCAGCUCCUAUAGACUUACGUCAUGCUUCUGUCACUCUCACAGUUUAGUGCAGUAAUAUGACGGCUUUAGGUGGAGCACCAGACAGUAACCACUUAUAAUGACAACUGGAAGAGCUUUGUAGUGGUUAACACUGAAACUCCAUGUGCUGGUGGUGUUGGUGGAGGUGUUAGUGUUGGUGGAGGUGUUUCAUGUCACACACGUUACAUCCUGUAUAGGGAAUAUACACUAAUGUUAAUUAGCCAUGACAGUGGAGCUGGAUUCAGAACUGGAACAUUAUUCAGUGUUAAAAGUCAAGGAUUUUAUAUCUGAGUGUGUGAGUGAGUGAGUGUGUGAGUGAGUGUGUGAGUGAGUGUGUGAGUGAGUGAGUGUGUG
Molecule: messenger RNA, 1372 nt
Organism: Tachysurus vachellii
Lineage: Eukaryota; Metazoa; Chordata; Actinopteri; Siluriformes; Bagridae
Product: coagulation factor V-like
Exons: 2
Coding region: 1-1047 (348 amino acids)
Source: RefSeq, a predicted model, not a curated record